Messenger RNA from Engraulis encrasicolus (European anchovy), 2042 nucleotides. Its product is annotated as zinc finger protein OZF-like. Lineage: Eukaryota; Metazoa; Chordata; Actinopteri; Clupeiformes; Engraulidae. The transcript has 6 exons. Bases 182 to 1795 code for a protein of 537 amino acids. The record is from RefSeq and is a predicted model, not a curated record.
AGACCCAGAAUGCCGUGCUUCGUCACUCUGGUGCUUUCCCCUCCUUCAUCCGUGCAGAGGGGGGGCGGUAAACCACGUUGCUUACAAACUAACAACAUCGGAAGAAGCAGAGCGCUGGAGUUUGCUAAACUCUCGUUGCCAUCCGACUGCAGUGCUAAACAGCUUUGAAAUUCAGCAGACCAUGGAUUUGAAUUGUGGCUUGAAAGAAGAAGAAUUUGAAGAGGAUAUUUUCCCAAGACAGGAUAUAAAAAGGGAAGAAGAGCCUCAUGACAUCAAACAGGAAGACUCUACAGAGUUGAAACAGGAAGUGAAAGAAGAGGAAGGAGAGUCCAGUGUUCUAGAACGUGUGGAUGCAGCAUUCUCCUCCCACUGCCCAGUACCUCUUAGGGACGUCAAACUAGAAGACUCCAAUAAUCUACAUGUGGAUUCCACAGGAACAGCAGCGCAGAUCUGUGUAACAUUAAAAGAGGAGGAGGAGAUUAAGGAGGAGGAGGAAGAAGAAGAAGAAGAAGAAGAGGAGGAGGACGACGAAGGAGAGGAGGAGGAGGAGAUGGAGGAAGAAGAAGAAGAAGAAGAGGAGGAGGAAGAGAAAGAUGGAGGAAUACACACUUCAGAGGACACUGUGGAGGAACCUCACUACAAUCUCCGUACUCGUACAAGGGAUCCACAAAGGAAGCAAUUUAGGACAAUGUGCCAAACCUUGGAGAAAAGAAGAGGAAAACCGCCCUAUGAUUAUUCUGAGUGUGGAGAGACCUUUACUGAAAGGCAAUGUAUCAAAGUACACCAGAGAGCUGACGGACCUUUUAAGUGUAUUACCUGUGGGAUGGCAUUCAAACACAGAAGUAAUUUAAGAAUGCACCACAAAACUCACAUUGUGAGGAAGCCUUUUGAGUCUAUGACACGUGGAAAGGCCAUUGGAACUACAGGUGGUUUCAAGUCAUGUCAAUGUCCUACAUGCGGAAAGGUCUUAAGAUCUAGAUCGUACCUCAAAAUUCAUCAGAGAAUUCAUACUGGAGAAAAGCCUUACCAGUGUAGCAUAUGUCAAAAGGGCUUUGCACGCUCAGGUCAUCUCAAAAGUCACCAGUUAAUCCAUACUGGAGAAAAACCUUACCAGUGUAGUUCAUGUGGAAAGGCUUUUGUACAUCAAUCCAGUCUAUACACCCAUCGGAGAACCCACUGUGGACAAACGCCUUAUCAGUGCACCACAUGUGGAAAAGGCUUUACACAUUCAAGACUCCUCAAAAGUCACCUGAGAACUCACACUGGAGAAAAGCUGUUUCCUUGUACUUCGUGUGGAAAGGCCUGUGUAUCCGAAGGUCAUCUCAAAAUUCAUAUGAGAAUUCAUGCUGGAAAAAAACGUUAUCAGUGUAGCAUGUGUGGAAUGGACUUUUUGGCGAGAUAUUUACUCACAGUGCAUCAGAGAACUCACACUAGAGAAAAACCUUACCAGUGUAGCACAUGUGGAAGGGGAUUUUCACAGAAAGGAAAUUUCAACAGGCACCAGAGAACCCAUACAGGAGAGAAACCUUAUGUGUGUAGUACAUGUGGAAAGGCUUAUUCGCAGAAAAAUGACCUUAAAAUCCAUGACAGAGUCCAUACUGGAGAAAGACCAUAUCUGUGUAGCGCAUGUGGAAAGACCUUUAGAGACAAGCGUGAUCUAAAGGUUCACUACAGAGUUCAUACCGGAGAAAGACCAUACCAGUGUAGCAUAUGUGGAAAGGCCUUUGCACAGAGAAAUGAACUCAGAAGCCAUGUAGUCAGAAGCAGGCUUGUACGAAAUUCUGAAUUGAAAUGAGAAUGACCCAAAAAAUUCCAAUUCAAUUCUUCAAUUUCAAUAUGAAUUGAAUUGAAAUUCCAAACAGGAAAUGGAAUUGCAAUUCAAAUUUGAAUUGCAGGAAUCAAAAUUGAAAUUCUUUGAAAUUGAAAGAAAUUCAAAGCAAUGACAUAAUACGGACACUAGGUGGUGGCAGGGAUAGUCAGGAUCUCGAAUACAUCUAAUUAAAAUACAUUUCAAAACAAAAAAUUGUAUUUUGCAUUGUGUA